Molecule: messenger RNA, 1374 nt
Organism: Drosophila teissieri
Lineage: Eukaryota; Metazoa; Arthropoda; Insecta; Diptera; Drosophilidae
Exons: 2
Coding region: 216-1259 (347 amino acids)
Molecular function (GO): DNA binding
Source: RefSeq, a predicted model, not a curated record
AAAAUAUACUUCAGUCAGUUGAUACAAACGGAAUGUAUACAUCAAACAACAAUCUAAAAACAAAUAAAUUGUUAAGCAGCCGAAUUUACAUUUAGAAGAGCUGAGUAAGCCUACAAUAAAAUUAAGCAAUUGGUGGUGGUCCCAAAGCUUAUGAAGAGCUUUCUAACAAUCCAAGAAGCCAAAGGAACCAACCAAAGAACCAACAAGAAAUACAAAUGAAUCAAUCGAAGUAUAACGAUCCACAGUCUAGAUCUAAUAGAUACGCAAGGCCGUGCAGUCGCACUUUAAAAUGCGAUAAGUUGGAUCCUGAUGAGUUCUUCAAUUGCGCUGAUAUUAAUGGCAAGCUUUAUAGACUAUCCAAUCUUUUCGAGGACAUUGAAGCUAGUGAAGCAUUCAAAAAACAACAGCCUAAACAAAUUAAACGUCUUAAUACGGGAUCUGCGAAGCCUCUUCAAUCAAGGAAGUCGCCAAAUCAAAGCAAAUCACGAAGACAACCAGCUAAGAAAGCUACAGAAAUAGCUGAUGACUAUGUCGAAGAUUUGCACCCUCAACGAUGUGAGCCCAUUACACAUCAAAUGAACAACUUCAAGAUGAUGUCCGAGCCAGCCGAUCUUAAUAAUCAACAGCAUAAACUGGAAGCUGAGAAACCUCGACGACCGCGAGGAAGGCCCAAAAAGAAUGCGAACUCUACCCUUACUAAUCCUGACUAUCCAAAGAAAAAUGCAAUGGAAAGGGGCGAGGAACAGGAGAGUCCCAAAACGAUAUCAAAGAAAGUAAUUCCUAAGAGUAAACUGGAUUACUUGGAGGACAUGGAGCUGGGUGCUGCUUUUCGGAAGCAACAGCUCCCAAGUAGUCGCCGUAGUUUAGGUGUAGCUGGACCACGUCGACCAGGACGACCCCCAAAGGGAUCAAAGAACCGCAGUACUGGUUCAUCGGUAGUGGACUGGAGAAAAUUAGAUGAGCCAUCCGUGGUAAUACGACGAAGUGCACGGAUUCAGGCAGCAAAACUUAGGAAGCAGCAGUCAUUGGAAAGAAACUUGCAGAAGGAUCAGGAGAAACCCAAUUCUGGAAUGGUAGUGGAUUGGGAGAAAUUAGAUAAGCCAGAACGGGUCCAAAAACCACCCAUUGUAUUACGUCGAAGUGCCCGGAUUCAAGCAGCCAAACUCAAGAAGGAGGCCUUGGAAGCCAGUUUAAGAAAUCAGAAUCAGAAUCAGGAGAAGCCUAGUUCCAGAAAGGCCGCGUCCGAUCACGUACUUUGAGUGCGCCGAGAUUAAUGGAAAGCUUUAUAGACUCAAUGACAUUUGGGAAGAUGUGGAGCUUGGUGCUGCUUUUCGGAGGAAACAGAAGAAGGCACAGCCCCAACGACGGGGAACU